UUUUUUUUUUUUUUUUUUAUUUCUCCUUCCUUUCUUUUAGUUGCUCCAAAGCAUUUCAUUCCCAGCAGAGCCUAGGGUUAGGGGGUGUGGAUUCAAGCUUUCCUUUAAUCCAAGAUUCAGCUUUUCCCACCUGUGUCAAAUGCCGCCAUUUCUUUACUCUCUGUAUAGAACACAGACACGCUUCUCUUUUUAAUCAAUUCCUCUUCUCCAAAAUUUCAGAUCAUAAGAAAUCUUCAUUUUACAAAAGAUUUUAGGUUAUUAUAUUUCUUUUUGACAAAAAGAAAAAAGAAAAUCUGAUGGAUAAGAAAAGGGUGGCGGUUCCACUUGUGUGCCAUGGUCAUUCUCGCCCAGUCGUCGAUCUGUUUUACAGUCCAAUCACUCCUGAUGGUUUCUUCCUCAUAAGUGCUAGCAAGGAUUCUAGUCCAAUGCUUAGAAAUGGAGAGACCGGAGAUUGGAUUGGAACUUUUGAAGGACAUAAGGGUGCGGUGUGGAGUUGCUGCUUGGAUACUAAUGCUUUACGUGCUGCUUCUGGUUCUGCUGACUUUACUGCGAAAGUCUGGGAUGCAUUAACAGGGGAUGAACUGCAUUCAUUUGAACACAAGCACAUUGUGCGAGCUUCUGCAUUCUCAGAGGAUACUCAUCUUCUGCUCACUGGAGGAGUAGAAAAAGUCCUUCGCAUUUUUGAUUUGAAUCGUCCAGAUGCUCCUCCAAGAGAAGUUGAUAAGUCUCCUGGCUCAAUCAGAACUGUUGCAUGGCUUCACAGUGAUCAGACAAUACUGAGUUCUUGCUCUGAUAUGGGGGGUGUGAGACUCUGGGAUGUUAGAAGCGGCAAGAUAGUGCAAACGCUUGAGACUAAAUCAUCUGUGACCAGUGCUGAAGUGAGUCAAGACGGUCGAUAUAUAACAACUUGUGAUGGUUCUACUGUAAAGUUUUGGGAUGCAAACCAUUUUGGGUUGGUGAAGAGCUACAACAUGCCUUGCACUGUAGAAUCAGCUUCUUUGGAACCCAAGUAUGGGAACAAGUUCAUUGCUGGAGGAGAAGAUAUGUGGAUUCAUGUGUAUGAUUUUCAUACUGGCAAUGAGAUAGCGUGCAAUAAGGGUCACCAUGGUCCUGUACACUGUGUGCGCUUCUCGCCAGGAGGGGAAUCAUAUGCCUCAGGUUCUGAGGAUGGAACCAUAAGGAUAUGGCAGACAGGCCCUUUGACUCAUGAUGACAGGGAGGGGCUCACAGCAAAUGGAUUAGUUGAAAAGGUGAAGGUAACUGCAGAUGAAGUUUCACGAAAAAUUGAGGGCUUCCACAUUUCAGACGAUGGGAAGGCCAAUGACAAGGAAGAAGCCGGAACAGAUUGAUGAACAAAAAAAGAUUUCUUCUUUUCUUGUUUUUUUGGGUUGUGGGAUAGGUUGGUAUUGCAAGAGGCCGAGGUAUAGGAUUAGCCUCAUAUAUAGGAUUUAAGACCACCUAAUUCUUGUACAAGCUUUAGCCAGUAAUGCAUUAAAUAGAUAGAACGGACCUAUACAUGUUUUGCAGCCUACCUACCUUCAUAAUCGAUCCCUCAAAACUUCUUAAAGUCUUUACUAUCUGCAUUGUGGUUGAUGGUGAAUCUGUGUACAUGUUUUGACUCCCAAGUUUAUUUUUCUUCUGUGAGCUAUGAGGAACUAGUCCUGGAAAAUAUUUUGAUGGAUGUGGAAAUGCUCUAAUGAUCAAAUAAAUUUUUCCUCCAGUUCUUUCUUUUCAAGGAUUUGGAGGAAGCUUUCA
Molecule: messenger RNA, 1755 nt
Organism: Jatropha curcas
Lineage: Eukaryota; Viridiplantae; Streptophyta; Magnoliopsida; Malpighiales; Euphorbiaceae
Biological process (GO): spliceosomal snRNP assembly
Cellular component (GO): SMN complex
Molecular function (GO): RNA binding; protein binding
Source: RefSeq, a predicted model, not a curated record